GCCAGUGAGAGGAUUCUCUGCUCCGGGACGAUGGCAGGGAGGCUGGUUCGAAUCGCGGCGCUGGUGAUAACCUGGAGUGUCGCGGCUGCAACCCGCACGGUAGCCACAAAACAAAGAAACACCAUGGAGCGUGUUGAAGAAAACAUUAAACACCCCAACGUGCGAAAAAACAAGCAAAAAGUCUAUUAUUCUUGCGGUGCUGUGGUCAGUUCUGAGCCUGAAGGGAUUAUCCUGUCUCCUGGCUUUCCCAUGAGGUACACCGCAGGCACGCACUGCGUCUGGCAGUUCUUCGUCCCGCCUGGAGCUCGUCUCGACUUGGAAGUUUUUGACUUUGACGUGUUUGAGGGCCCAGGCGAUGAGGGCCGCCAAACCCCUGCGACAGAGAGUCAGGAGAAGGGAGACUCCAGUUCAGCUGAGGGUAGGGGUUCAGUGCGGGCCCAAGAGUCCCAGAAGCUGCAUUCACCCAUGAAGGACACCGGUCCUGGUGGGAGAGUCAAGAUCUUGUUGAAUGAGAUAAAUGCGUCAGAAUCAAAAGGUUCAAAGGUCGACCUCCUAGGCUCUGCAGACAAACAGACACAGAAAGAGUUGGUCAAGGUGUUGCCCCAAAUGAACAAUUUCUCAGUGAGUGACUCUCCACUUGACGCUGAUUUGGCGACGUCCGCCCUGAGUGUGGCCCCUGCUGAUGUCUCAAUGUCCAGUACUGAGCAGCAAGGUGGGGAGCAACUGGAAGUGGACCGUCUCGAGCUGCCUGAAGGGGAGGAAUCCCCCGGGACAAACGUCCCAGCCUCCGAACCUCCCGAGGUGUGUCCGGACGACGUUCUGUAUAUUUCCGAUCUGAUAACUUUCUCCGUCCGUUUCUGCGGUGACAACUCACCGGUGAACAAGACGCUGACCUUCGGCUCUCCCCUGGAGAUGGUGGAGGUGGUUGUGGAGCUGAUCACCACCACGGACCAGGGCCGAGGCUUUCUGCUGCUCUACCACUUUGAAAAUGACCUCGGCAAUGACCUCCAGAACCCGCUGAAGGUCAGAGGCCACGACAACCUGAUCCAUUUCCUGGUCAUUGGUGGCAUUGCUUUGUUAUUGGCCAUUCUCCUGACUGCUGUCUGCCGCAUCUGGAGGAGAAGGUCUCAUUAUAAAGGAAGGUGUUCCCACUGCUCAAGGAAUCGCGAGGUCGGGAUCCAGAAUUCUGCGGCUGAUAUUGGGGAGAUGCAGCUGGUACCCAAUGGGACACAUCAGGAUGAAAAUGAGAACAACAAUCACAGCGUCAGCCUGGGACGACAGGGUAAUUCCCUCCAAGCCGAGAUGGAAGUCGCCUCCACUGAGUCGGUGGUGACGGAGUCCGGGAGUGAUGAGAUCUUUGUGAUUUCUGCUGGUCCCAGCGUGGGCACUUUGCAUUUCUCCAGUUUUAAGACGAAGGUUUCCAAGAGGAGCUCGUCGAGCUCACCUACUGUCUGUGACUGGCUGGUGCCAGAUCUCCCACCUUCUGAAGAGAAGAACCCAGCGGUGGAUCGAGCAGGAGAUGACAGAGAGGAUUCUCCUUCCAGACAGCGAACGUGCUACACGCACAAACCCAGGGAUGCUCAGGGGCCACUGCCGAGAGAUUGGUAUGGCUGGGCUUCAACAGGACCACUUACUAAGCUGGUGGAGAAGUGUACCCCGGGCAACCUACCGAGUGACCACCGCACUGAGAAGCAGCGGAAGGUUAUGUCCGACAUGCAGUUAGAGGCAGACUGGGAACAACUGUGCACGGACUCGUCAGCGGGUGCAGCAUCGUACCCCCUCACCCGAUCCGCCCAGAGUCAACGCCAGCUCGCCUCGCCCACCAAUCUACGGCGGACCUGGUUUGGAAGUCCCUGCUUCGGCACCCGGCUGGGUGCCUCCCGACACGACUCCAGCGGGCCAAGGCAGGUGGCUCCGCGCGGUGUGGGCCCCAGGCCCCUGCUGGAGAGCGCCAUGUCGAAUGACAUCAUUCGGGGCUUCCAGAUUGAUGGGGCCAAAAGCAGGCACCGGGCACCUGAAUCUGAGCGAAUAAACCUGAUCAAACCGGCCUUUGUCAUUUCGGAGGCAAGUGAAGACCGCGAGCCUCUGGUCCGGGCUCCAGACACAGUCGGCCAAUCUGGCAACUUCGGCCCUUUCGAGGAACUGAAGCCGAACACAAGCAAUGCAGCUUCAGAGGGACAGGGGCUGACCCACGCUGUCCCCGGGGCAUCUUAAAUCGAUGCAGUCCCAACGUCAUGCAUCGUUCCAAUGAGGCACAACCAGUGCUUCCGGGAGACGAAGCGUCACCUCUGCACGUAGUGCACGACCACUACUCUGCACAGUCGCUGCAAACCCCACUUCACACGUCACCAGCCGUUGCUACACUGACCUACAGCGAGCCUCGUGGGCAAGUGGGAGUCCAAAGCAUUACCUUGCUGCUGUUGACAAGGAUUCGUUUCCCUGGGGCAGUGGUGCUGUGGGGAGAAGGCUCCAGUUUUUAUUGGUAGCCAAUUAGCUGGUUGUGCUACAAGGCUGCUUUGAAGCUCGUCAGAACAAAAGGCAACACAUCCCAAGGAUCAAGUGCCUCAUAGCUAGAGACAAAACCUCCACUUAAUGACUUCAGUGUCUUAUUGAAAAGCAAUACUACUGUUAAUACUGUGGCUUAAGCUAAUUGUAUAAAUUAGUAAUUGAUAGUGUUAAAUUCACUAAUAUUGGUUCAUUUAAGCAGAAAACACACCAAGUAGUUCUUUCAGUAAACGCCAUGAGACUACAGGAUAUAGGUGCAGAAUUAGGCCAUUUGUCCCAUCAAGUCUGCUCCACCAUUUCAUCGUGGCUGAUCCCUUCACCCCAUAUCCCUUCAUGCCCUGACCAAUCCAAGAAUCUAUCAACCUCUGCCUUAAAUAUACCCAAUGUCUUGGCCUCCACAGAUUCACUAUUCUCUGGCUAAAGAAAUUCCUCCUCAUCUCCUUUCUAAAGCUUGGCCCCUCUAUUCUGAGGCUGUCCUUUGAUUUGAGACUCCCCCACCAUCCUCUCCACAUCUACUCUAUUGAGGCUUUCAACAUGUGAUUGGUUUCGGUCAUCUACUGAAUUCCAGUGAGUAGAGGCCCAGAGUCAUCAAACGCUCCUCAUAUGACAAGCCUUUCAAUCCCUGAAUCAUUAUUUGUGAACCUCAUUUGAAACCUCUCCAAAUUCAGUACUUCCUUUCUUAGAUAGGGGGCCCAAAACUGCUCACAAUACGCCAAGUGAGGGCUCACCAGUGCUUUAUAAAGUCUCAACAUUACAUCCUUGCUUUUAUAUUCUAGUCCUCUUGAAGGUGAGGAGAAAGGUACAACUCAAAUGGGUUAGAAAAAUCCACUAUAAUCUAUUACAGUUUUGAAACAGUUGGGGACCAAUAAGAUGGUGGCCAAGAGAUGAAAUAAUGUUUCAUGUGUGUUUCUUGACAAAGGUUACUGACUGAGGAAGGCUUUGAAAAGUGCUCCAUUGUGAAACAUCGAUCCCUUGUGUUGGCAUACACUGCUGGGUAAUCCAGUGUGUACUGGACCAGUUGGACGUCCAAACAGUGUUACAAUAAGCAAGGUGAAAAACGCUGCAAUGAUGUGUUCCCACUGAAAUUUCAUUACAGAUCUUUAACUAUUUUAAUGCUUUCUUCCUUUUCCCAUGAAUGAAUUAAA
Mobula hypostoma (lesser devil ray) is the source of this 3650-nucleotide messenger RNA. RefSeq lists its product as uncharacterized. The coding region runs from base 31 to 2214 and encodes 727 amino acids. NCBI's taxonomy places the organism in Eukaryota, Metazoa, Chordata, Chondrichthyes, Myliobatiformes, Myliobatidae. The record is from RefSeq and is a predicted model, not a curated record. The transcript is spliced from 8 exons.